AUGGCAGAGAGUGCUGUAGCUUUUUUGGUACAUCAACUUUCGUCCUUACUUAAUGGGGGACAAAAUUUUCCUGAAGGUAUUCAAGAGGAAAUUGUUCACAUCAGGGAUGCAUUUGAACAAAUGAGGACUUUCUCAAGGACAGCUGAUGCAAAAGAAGAAGAAGAUGCUGAAUUACAACUAUGGAUCAAGCAAGUACAAGAUCUUACACAUGAUGUCCAAGAUAUUCUUGAAACACAUGUCGUCACGUGCAGCAAUUUUCAAGAAAAGGGAUCACGGCCAUGGAGAAAACCCCAUCAUUCAUUAACAUCUCAUAAGUUAUUUGAAGCUCAAAAUGAUAAUCUUUCAAUGUUGUUGGAAGGCGUCAAGGCCCAAAUCGCCAUUAUUUCUGAAGGACAUAUAACAUUUCUUCAGAAAUAUGAUGAAAAGAACAACAUUUCAUGGUGUAAUAACCAUGAAGACGUGAUUCUUGAUGAUGAUGCAGAUCUGGUAGGCAUUGAAAAUGAUAAAUCGGUAUUAAAUGAUUGGGUCCUUUCUGAUGAUUCAGAAUGGAAAUUGCAGUGUGUAGUUGGAACGAGAGGUAUAGGGAAAACCACCCUAAUAAAGAAAAUCUUUGAUGAUGCAGCAGUAAAGAAUCAUUUCAAUAAUACACUGUGGAUUGAGAUUCCAAGGUUUUCUGAUGUUAAGGAGCUAUUGAAGAGCAUGAUUACUCCAAAAGAUGACCAAUCCCGUCGAGCAAUUGAAGCCAUGAAUACCAACAUGCUGGCAGAGUUCAUUCAACAAGUCUUUGAGUCAUCAAGGUACUUUGUUGUCCUUGAUGAUGUCCCUGAUAUUAGCACAUGGAGGGCUCUCAAACGUGCAUUUCCUAUCGAAAACUGUGGCAGCAGGGUCAUAAUCAUAUCGCGUUUUACUGAACUAUGCCAUAUCAUUCGUGCAGAAACUGGUGGUCGUAGUCAUUUCUAUGAUAUGAAGCCUUUGUCUGAAGAAGAAUCUUGGAUUCUUUUCUGCAGAGAGACAUUCCCAGGCAGCCCACUCUGUCCUCCACAUUUAGUGCAAAUCACCAAAGACAUCAUAGAAAAAUGCAAUGGUUUACCAAUGGCGAUUUUGGUGAUUGCUGGUGCACUGGCUACUAAAGGGAACAAAACAGAGGUGUGGGAGAUGUUUCAUGACAGCCUUGUUGACAAGUUACAAGGUAGUUAUAGUGAAUUUGAGCACAUGAAAAGGAUACUCAAUCUAUGUUAUCAAGAUUUGCCUUUCUAUCUCAAAUCUUGUUUCACUUAUCUGAGAAUAAUCCCAAAAUAUCAUGUCAUCGAUAAGAUGAGACUGAUUCGACUGUUGGCAGCAGAAGGACUCGUCCUCGAAAGAGAAGGAAAGGCAAUUGCACAAGUUGCUGAGAGCUAUCUCAAUGAACUUGCAAACAGAAGAUUGAUCCAAGUUGCUGAAAGGUACUCUGAUGGAAGAUUGGACUCAUUCACUAUCCAUAACUUGUGGUAUGAAUUCAUUCUUUCUAAGCCAGAGGAAAGGGUCACAGCAACUAUAGCAGAUGGUCAAGAAAUUACAAGAAGGGGUCACAAAGUCAGACAUUUAGUAAUCCAUGCUCAAUUGGCGAGUGAUAUACAAGACAUUGAUCAGUUCAAGCAUCUUCACUCUCUGAUAACGCUCGGAUCAUCGGAAUCCAUCUCUAAUUCAUUCUUGUUGAAGUUGUUAUCUGGCAGUUUUAAGCUACUCAAGGUGUUAGACUUAACAGGAGCCCCAUUGGUGAAAAUCCCAGAAGAAGUCUUUGAAUUGUUUCAUCUCAAGUUUCUCAACUUGAGGAGAACUAAGAUAAAACAUCUGACAGGAUCAAUAGAGAAGCUUGAGAACCUUGAGUUCUUGGACCUAAGGGAGACAUUGGUAAGAAAAUUGCCGGUUGAGAUACUAAAGCUUCAAUGUCUUCGCCAUAUCUUCAUUCAUCGACGCGGUGCUGGUUUUUUGCAUGGUUUUAAAGCUCCCAAGAAGAUAGGGACCCUUGUGUCCUUAGAAAUGGUGAAUUCUAUAAAGGCCACUACAAGCACAGUUAUAGAAUUGGGAAAUUUAACAAGACUAAGAAUGUUACACAUUGCGAAGCUGAGAAGAAAACAUGGGAGGGAUUUUUGUUCUUCCCUUGACAAGUUGAUAAAUCUUCAGCAACUAUCUAUCUCAUCUUAUGGGUUUUCGAAGGGCAUUUAG
Messenger RNA from Lycium barbarum (goji berry), 2205 nucleotides. RefSeq names its product disease resistance protein RPM1-like. Gene Ontology annotation, molecular function: ADP binding. The record is from RefSeq and is a predicted model, not a curated record. Gene Ontology annotation, biological process: defense response to other organism. NCBI's taxonomy places the organism in Eukaryota, Viridiplantae, Streptophyta, Magnoliopsida, Solanales, Solanaceae. The coding region runs from base 1 to 2205 and encodes 734 amino acids. The transcript is spliced from 2 exons.